AUGGCACAUCCAGGCAGUUCACACUAUGUGUCAAUCGAGCCGACACUGAAAAAACUGGCUCAACAGUCAGAUGCAUCAGACCCAGGCUUGGCCGCCGAGAUCGCCAACGCCCUGUCAUUGCUCCUGGAUGAGAAGCUUAGUGAACUACAAGCUGCUGCUCUUCUGGCUUUACUGCAUCACCGAAAUAAAGACAAAGAUGUGAACGUAAUUUCAGAGUGGUCAUUCUGGACCGGAACAAAACGUGCGGACAAUAUCUGGGCGGACUGGCAAUGUGAUAUUUCAGGAACAGGAGGAAAUGCGGCCGCGAUCAUUUCCGUGGCUGCCGUGGCGUCAGUCCUCGCAUCGUCGAUGCUCCUCAUCGCCCAGCAUGGCUACUUGAGCGCGACAUCUCCAACCUCUUCGGCUAACACUGAGGACAUCCUCUCAAACAUCAAACCAAACGCUCCGCUCCUGGCCAAGGUCACGGCGGAACGAGUCCCCGAAAUCUACAAACGCAGCAACUAUGCGUUUCUCCCAGAGCGCAAUUUUGCUCCGGAAAUGCAACACGCCAAUCGCAUUCGGCUGGGACUGGGGAUCAGGACGAUAUUUGACCUAACGAGCACAUUGCUACAUCCCAUCCAUGCCAGCUGCGUCUUGGAGGCCCGGGUGGUCGGUGUGGCGAAUCCAGUCCUCGGCCCUGUUUUGGCACAGGCUAUCCAAAACAUGGGGGUCAGGAAAGCCCUCGUCGUCUGUGGGAAUGACUCAAUGGAUAUUAUCAGUCCGGAGGGUUCAACCUCGUGCUGGAUGGUCAGGGAUCUACCCGCUGAGGACAACGGUUCAGGGAUACAGGAGUUUCGCCUGCAGCCCAGGGACUUUGGGCUGUCGGAAAAUCCACUGACCAGCAUUGAGGCGAAAGGUAGUUUUGACCAGGAGGCUGUUGUUCUUUCUCGGGUUUUGCAUAAUCAGUUGUCUGACGAUGACCCUGUUUUGCAAUGUGUGCUCAUGCAUAUUGCCGCGCUUUUUGUUACCUCUGGAAUUUGUGAUACAUCUCAGGAGGAUGCCAACGCAGAGAGGGGCCCCGGUGGCGGUCGAUGGAAGGAAGGUGUCCGUCUCGCAAGGUCUUGUAUCGCGAGUGGUGAGGCCCUGAAGGCCUUGGAAACCUUUGCCUACGUGUCUAGCCAGUUAGAUUAA
Aspergillus thermomutatus is the source of this 1170-nucleotide messenger RNA. RefSeq lists its product as uncharacterized. Gene Ontology annotation, cellular component: cytosol. Gene Ontology annotation, biological process: L-tryptophan biosynthetic process. The transcript has 3 exons. NCBI's taxonomy places the organism in Eukaryota, Fungi, Ascomycota, Eurotiomycetes, Eurotiales, Aspergillaceae. The record is from RefSeq and is a predicted model, not a curated record. The coding region runs from base 1 to 1170 and encodes 389 amino acids. Gene Ontology annotation, molecular function: anthranilate phosphoribosyltransferase activity.